Molecule: messenger RNA, 1038 nt
Organism: Pichia kudriavzevii
Lineage: Eukaryota; Fungi; Ascomycota; Pichiomycetes; Pichiales; Pichiaceae
Exons: 1
Coding region: 1-1038 (345 amino acids)
Biological process (GO): heme biosynthetic process
Cellular component (GO): cytosol
Molecular function (GO): zinc ion binding; porphobilinogen synthase activity
Source: RefSeq, a predicted model, not a curated record
AUGGUACACAUUGCAGAAUAUCUUCCAGGCUUGGAAACAGACAUUUCUUCUGUUUUGCAAGGUGGUUACAACAAUCCAUUAUUGAGGGCAUGGCAACAUGAAAGACAGCUUCAAAAGAACAUGUUUAUUUUCCCACUGUUCAUAUCUGAUGACCCAAAUGACGAGACCCCCAUCCCUUCUUUGCCCAACAUUAGUAGAUUUGGUGUUAAUAAGCUGAUUCCAUAUAUCGAUGGCUUAGUUAAAAAAGGGUUGAGAUCGGUCAUCUUGUUUGGUGUUCUUACAGACGAUAGCGCAAAGGAUUAUCAAGGAACUCCAGCAGAUGAUCCAGAUGGACCUAUAAUUCAAGCUAUAAAGGCAUUAAAGAAAAACUUUCCAUCUCUUUAUGUUAUGUGUGACGUUUGUUUGUGUGAGUAUACCGACCAUGGCCAUUGUGGUGUUCUUUACGAGGAUGGUACAAUCAACACUGAACUUUCAGUCAGGAGGAUUGCAGCUGUUGCCGUCAACUAUGCAAAGGCAGGUGCAGAUUCUAUUGCACCGUCCGAUAUGAUUGAUGGCAGAAUCAAGGCAAUCAAAAGAGGUUUAAUCAACGCAGGCUUAGCCCAUAAGGUUUUCCUGAUGUCUUAUGCUGCCAAAUUCAGUGGUGCACUUUAUGGACCUUUCAGGGAUGCCGCAGGGUCAUGUCCAUCUCAUGGUGACAGAAAGUGUUACCAGUUGCCCUCUGGAGGUGCAGGUUUAGCCAGAAGAGCCCUAAUCAGAGAUAUGAACGAGGGUACCGAUGGUGUCAUUGUUAAACCAUCGACUUUUUACUUGGAUAUUGUUAAAGAUGCUGCUGUUAUUUGUAAAGAUUAUCCUAUUUGUUGCUACCAUGUCAGUGGUGAAUAUGCAAUGUUACACGCAGCUGCCGAAAAGGGCAUUGCCAGCUUGAAAGAAUUAGCAUUUGAGGCACAUCACGGUUUCCUAAGAGCAGGUGCUAGAUUAAUGAUUUCUUAUCUUACUCCGGAAUUUUUGGAAUGGUUAGACGAACCAAUCAACUUGUAG